UUGGACACGCCUUCUUCGCUGUGUGUGUCCGGGCAGACUCCAGCGCUAUUCAGAGCCGCUCCAAUAGCCAUCCUUACAUCACUGGUGUUGAGCCGUGACAGCCAAAUAUUCUAAUAUGGUUUGUGGCGGUUUCACCUGCUCCAAAAAUGCGCUCUGUUCUCUUAACGUGGUUUACAUGAUGGUGGGGCUGCUGCUCAUCGCAGUGGCAGCGUGGGGUAAGGGUUUCGGCUUGGUGUCCAGCAUCCACAUCAUUGGGGGGGUCAUAGCGGUGGGUGUGUUCCUGCUGCUCAUUGCAAUUGUGGGGCUCAUCGGAGCCAUUCACCACCACCAAGUCAUGCUUUUCUUUUACAUGGUCAUCCUCUUCAUCGUUUUCUUAUUUCAAUUCGGAGUUUCCUGUUCCUGCUUAGCAAUGAACCGAGGACAGCAGGAAGGGCUUCUGAAAUCAGCCUGGGGGAUCCUAGAAAACAACACUAAGACAGACCUGGAGAGCCAGCUGAACUGCUGUGGGCUGCUCAACGUCACCGACAGCACAUUUGACACGGAUUUGAGAAACUGUCCUGCUCCGUGCAAACUAAAACGAAGCUGUCCCACCUGCGGGGAAAAGAUGCUGAAUCAUGCAACGGAGGUCCUGAAAAUCCUCGGCGGCGUCGGCCUCUUCUUCAGCUUCUCAGAGAUCCUGGGGGUGUGGCUGGCCGUGCGCUACAGGAACCAGAAGGAUCCGCGAGCAAACCCGAGCGCCUUCCUAUAGUCUGGCUAACCUUGCGAAGCAGCAAACACACCUGUAGACACACUGGUACACACCUUAUGACACACAUGUAGAGGCACGCAUUCAGCCUUUCACACACACACACACACACACACACUCAAAGCCACACACCCACAAAAACAGAAUGGACGAGCGCACUCAGCACCUGACAUCACUGAAAAACAAAACACACGCCGUCACCAGAGACUGAGGAACCGCAGAGACCGGUUCGGAGCUGAAGCUGGAAGUGCCGCGUACUCGUGCAUGAAAGGGUUAUUUCUCAAACUGACAGGUGUGACCUGUUCGGCCUUGAUUUGAGUACCAGGUUUCCUGACUGCAGCUUGCUUCGUUGGUGAGACAUCUUUGCAUGUGCCCUGCCCCCCCACGCACACCAACGGCCUUUUUGUCCAUCAUCCCACAAACCAACUUCUGACAGUCCAACCAGGGACUUGUAUGCACCUUGAACUUCCUGUUGUCUUUAGUGUCGUGCCGCCACUUACCAACGGUGAUUUUGUAUCUGAACUUGUCCGGUGUGAUGACGGGGGCAGCCUCAGCGCGUGGUGUAAAGUCGUUUUGGAAAUGUGCAUCUCAAACGUAGAUCUGUCUUUUGGAUGUAGGCCUUUUAGGUCAUGUAGUUGCUUGACGGUUUCUAAUAGUGUUGAUCUGAGCCAGCCACCUUCCAGGGCGCGACAUUCACCUGCCCUGAUGCUGUAAAUACUCAUCCUUAUAAUGACGUGUUUGAAACGUGUCCCUUUCUGUUGUGGGGGGGGUUUAGCUGGAAGAAUUGCAGGGUUGAAACUCUCGGUACCAUCAUACACCUUACCUGUGUUUAUUAUGUUCUGUGUCACUCAGUGACCUUUGCUUAGUGUAGAUCCUACUGUUAGAAAAGUGUAACUGGAAAGAAAAACCAUGAAAUUGUGAUAUAACCUUCAUGAUUCUCAAUUAGAAAAAAAAUCCUCUAGAUCUGACCUUAACAUCUGUUUUUAUUUCAGCAUUUAUUGUAUCUGAAAUUAUUUACUUUUUUUUUUUGCUUGUUUUUGCUUCUGUCGCCAUCACUCGUCUAUCAGUGUUAAAAAUGCUUUGUAAAUACGCUCAUUGAAUAUGUUCGGGGUUUAUUUAAGUCGUAUGCACAUUGAAAACGUGUUUGUUUUCAUAUAAUUUUGCUCCGUGUUUGUCGUCUUCUGUUGAUGAUGAUUUGCUGAAGACCAGUCUUUUCAGAAAUGUGUUUCUUGUCCUAUAAGUUGCUUUUACCUUUUAAGAACUAACCUGAUCCGUCAGGACAAAAGUCAUUUUGUGUGAAGCUGUGAUUUUUGCCGGUGUGGAGUUCCUGCUGCUGGUUUGGCAUAAGUGCAACAUUUGACGGAUAUCAUAUCAUGUGACACCUUGCAUUGAAUUUGUGUGCACUUGUUUUUGAACUGUGUUUUUAAUUUUCCAAAUAUUAAAGUCUUAAAUUAAAAUUC
Molecule: messenger RNA, 2205 nt
Organism: Oryzias latipes (Japanese medaka)
Lineage: Eukaryota; Metazoa; Chordata; Actinopteri; Beloniformes; Adrianichthyidae
Gene: tspan31
Product: tetraspanin 31
Cellular component (GO): membrane
Source: RefSeq, a predicted model, not a curated record